GAUAAGCACUUAGUGAUGUCGGAAUAUGGCGUCUUAAUCAGCUGGAUGUUGUGUAGAGUGUGCCUGCGAUGCCCGUUUGUAGAAAACUAACGGAGACUACCGUCUGUCCACCGAAAUACGUGAGUUCUCCGAAAUUGUCGUGCAUGCCGAGCGAUCGUGCCGAUCCGAUUGGCAGUCGGGUCUUGAGAGAGGACUGGAUACGAGUCUGACCAAAAGACUCUAUGCAACAUGCCACCAGAUAGGCCAGAUGCAUCAGGUAUAGAAACUGAUAUAGAACUCAACUCUACUCAGGAUUAUAGUUUUGGAGAAACAGCCUAUACGAUGAACGACAAAGAGAAGGAAAACGCCAGCGUGCUGGCAGACGCAAAUUCGACCAACGAAUGCCAGAGUGAAAUUCCUAGAUGCGAAAAAUCGAUUGAAAAAAACAAUCAGUCGGACGACGAGUUGACGUCUCUCAGCUGGUUGCACCAGCAGAACUUACUUAAGGGUUUAGAGAUCUCGAACCCAUCGAAAAACAUGAAGCACGAAAACAUGCUGAACAACAAUAUCUGCGAUGAUAUCGCCGACUUCUCGGAAAACACAAAUUCGAUAUCGAGCUUGGACGAUAGUUUCUGUCCAGAGAGUAACGGAAAGGCAAAUACGGCAACGCUAAAUGGAAAUGGACAGAGCUACCAGCAUCCCGCUAAGAAUUGUCAAAAGUCAACGCAAAUAUUUCAGGACUCUAUGAAAAGUCACUGCAAUACUUCGCCAAGUAAUCAAACGAAGAUUUCUUUGAGCAACAAUAAUUUGCCAAUGUCUAAUCGCAACAAGCAUCCUACCCAUAUACCGUAUGAUCCUCAUUUACACAGAAAUAGUAAACCACCGUAUUCAUUCUCCUGCCUUAUAUUUAUGGCCAUCGAAGAUAGUCCCGUAAAAGCGCUACCCGUGAAGGAAGUUUACGCGUGGAUUCUAGAUCACUUUCCAUACUUUAGGAACGCACCUACUGGAUGGAAAAAUUCUGUCAGACACAAUCUCAGCCUCAACAAGUGCUUUCGGAAAGUGGAGAAAGCUCCGAAUUUAGGCAAGGGAUCAUUGUGGAUGGUGGACGCACAAUAUCGCCCAAAUCUGAUGCAGGCAUUAUCGCGCUCUCCUUUCCCACCUCCUACAACCCAGAAUUUGUCUUCGUCGGAAAAGACACCUAGAAAAUGUGUUAAUACACGUCUCCCAGAUCCGGUUCUCUUUCCAUACCUAUCUAAAAGACUGGCAUCUAGCAAUAUCAGUGACAACACAGAAACUGAGAUUGACAGCGAUGUGGACGCAGCAGCUGCUGCUAUGCUUUCUUUCAAACAUGGACCUAUCAUUUUGAAUCACAAUAAAGAUCGUAAACGAAAAUUGCCGGAAUCUGAAAAGUUGGUGCCUGUAAUUACUAGGAGUUCCAGCGAGGACCACACUUACAGCUGUAUCACCUCGGUAAAAUUGGAAAACAAACAUUCAAAUGAAGAGGAACUAAAUCAGACAGACUUUGACGAACAAAGGAAAAUUGCGGAAGGUGCCGACGCGCUUCUGAAUUUAGCCGGCGUCAGUACGGCGUUGAAUCACAGCAGCAGAACGCAUCACGUAACACAUGGCAUUAAUCCGGCGGCAAAAUCAGAGGUUCUGUCAAAACCAAAAAAACGUUCUGCUCCGAGUGAUUACUCAAGUGCUCCUGAGAAAAGGCGUAAGAGAUGGCGAGAUUGGGGGGAGGGAAAUCGAUACCUUAAACAGAUUAGAGGUUAACAUUAAUGAAUUUUAUUACAUUUCGGGGAAAUGUAUAGCAUUGGGAGCUGUCCAUUUGUGCGCGCGCAACGAGUGAAAGCAAUUUGAGAACAAUUCUAUCAUCUAGUGAUAAAUUUUUCAAACAAGUACUUUUUGUUUUGUAGUAUCGUCAGCAAAUUUCUCAUUCAUUUCUAAAAAAAAACCAAAACUUAACGUAACGUAACGAACUUUUAUAGAAAUUUCUUCAAUCGUGUCGAUUUCUCACUGCAGACACACAAAAUGCGCAUAUGUAAAUUCUUCCAUAAUAACUUCUAGUUGUGCUAGAAAGAAGAGAGUUGUUGGAUGCAUUUUGAAAUGAUUGGUGUGGUUGCUCAGGGUUUACAACAUGCUAUAUGCCAAAAUACAUUCGGUAGCACUAAACAACAAGCAAUAAUAGAGAUGUAGCGUUAAAGAGAUACUUUUUAAACGUGCUGUUGAAACAUGAUACAAUUGAAUAGUUCGUGGAAUAUCAAUGAAAGAAACUAUUAUUACUGAAGUAAGUAAUGGUAAUCUUUUUAGAAUUGUUGUGAGAGACGAUUAUACAUAAUUAAGUCGUAGACAGAAAGAGAGAGAGAAAGAAAGAGAGAGAGAGAGAGAGAGAGUUAUUAAUUAAUAAUAGAGUUAUAUAUGUUUUUUUUGUAGAUAUGUAUAGAGGCAUAAUUAACAUUUAUGAGUUUGUCGCAAAAAUAAUGAGACUGAUUUUUUUAAAUGUAGCGUGAUGUCAACAUAAAUACCAUAAUUCAGUUUGAAGCCCAGUGUUGUCAUAGCUCGUUUUGAAAAAUCGACCUUUUUGCGACAGACUGUGUAUAUGAUAGAGAAAUUAAUAUAUUUAAAAUGAUUAUUACACGCAUACACACACACACAUUUAUGUAUAUGUGUAUAUAUGUAUAUAAAAUGUAUGUAUACGUGCAUGUAUAUGCAGAUGUACACAUUAUACGCAUUAAGAUCGACAUACUCGCAUUCAUGUAUAUACAUAUGUACAAGGUGUUCCCAAAUUUGCGCUGGAAAAUAGUAUAAAAGUUUCUGAAAAACUGUAAUGUGAAAACUCACGCUCUUCUUUUCCUCCCAGCAGUAGCUUUCAAAUUACAAAGUCAUUUUUUAAAUCUGGUGAAUAUAUCUCGCGAUUGAAUAGUCGCGAUAUCGCCUGUAAACCACAAGUAGAGUCGAUUGAUAACGAUUGUACAUUUAGACAAAAGAGACAAGCAUAUUUAUUACGCGCUAUUUAUUACACAUAUAUAACUACUUAAUUAAUUACGUCAAAUAAUAUCCUUCAGGUCUCCCUAUUUGCAAAAAUCGUGUAGGUGUUUUCACCUACCUAGUUUUUCACGAACUUACAAUUGCAGCGCUUUUGCAUGCGAAAUUGAGGCCACCCUGCUCGUAAACACACCAUGUGCAUUGUUGCGCAUGUACAACAUGAUGUGCCACAAACGUAUUAUCAAAAGGAAAGAAAAUGUUGAGACAGACGUUUACAACAUGGUUCUGAAGAAAGAAACUUUGUCAUUUCACGUCUUUUUCUACUCUCUUCGUGGCUUUCAAGAUGAUUUUGAACAGUGUUGUACAUAUGUAGACUUCCUAAUGUAUCCAUAGACCAGUUUUGAUAUUCAGUUGGAGACUGAAUGUAUCGGCGAUCACGCUGACGAUAAUGUCGAUUGGACGGGAGAUGGUGAAUAGCGCUACACGGAGACAACCUAUUUUUAUAAAAACUGUAAAACUAGGAAAAAGUUUGAUAAUACCUUGUAAUUGUAAGAUAUGUAUGUGCGCUACAGAGAACGCGCGAGAGAACAUUAGGUAAGGCACAAACUGGUCUUGUAUACAUUGAUACGUAGUUCUAUAUAGAGAGAACAUAUAUUUUUACAGGGCGCCGCCCGCGUGAUAAAGGCUCUUCCUAAUAAUUCGCUGGUAUGCAAUUUAUUAGCUUAAAUAUCACUACAAAGUAUAAAUAUUAGUAAUUCGAAUGAACACACUGUUGUAGCGCAACCUGAUCGAUUUCUACAUAUCAAUUCGUGAUACAUGGAACUUGUAUAAAUAGGCACAUUUUAUUUGUCAUUUUCAACCCCCAGGGGGGGUUACUCAUCAUUAUCAUAACACUCUUUGAUAUCUGUCGAAAAGUCAACAUCAUAGAACGAGAAUACUAGCUUCACAGCAUUAUAUGCACUUUUACAUGUAGGAUCGAACCAAUAUCAUAAAUUUAAGAUGUUUUCACCAACUAUUCAACUGUGUAAUUCUGUUUCUAUACAUAUGCAAUUAUGAAAUGUUGCAUUAGUUGUGACACAAUAUCGAUAACUUGAAAGUCUCAAUAAUUUAGACACAUCAGGUGAUAUACUUAAGAAUCUAAGAAUACGAUUAUACGAUUUGCAUUAUGGACUUUGACAGGAUGCGCUACAUCAAAUAUUUAAUGUGAUUGUAGCUAGUCAGCUACACCAGAAAAGUUCAAUCUGAAGGUGCAAGAAAGAAUGCCAUGUGCUCAAUACACGAUAAUGUUGAAUCUAUUUAAUAAGCAUAAUUCGAUUGCGAUAUUAUUUAAAGGAUCGGAAAAAAUGGAAAAAAUUGGAUCUCUAAAACUUAUUGUCCCUUCCUUCAUUUAAAAUAAUUUUUUUCGAUAUAUAUAUUACGUUGCAUAUUCCGCUCAACAUUGUAUAACAUAUACAGGAUUUACAUUACUACAAACGAUCGAAUAUUUUUUGUCUUCAAAUUUUAUUUUCUAACUAUUAUCUGUGAUAUUAUAUUGCAAAAAUCAAUGCGAUAUCAUUGUUAUACUUCAGUGUAUCCGAAGUUUUAGAAUUUUAUAUAUUAUGUUGCUUAGCGAAAGAGUUGUGUAUAAAUAUAAAUACUAAUUAAUUGGCAUUCUUGCUCACACCUCAAACACUUUAUCUUGAUAUUGAGUGAAAACAAGCUGGUGUCUUUAAAUUGAUAAUGGAAAUUAAUGUUAUAGCUUCACGAUUUGUUAACAUUCUCUUAGUCUAGCUCUUGUUUGCUACGACUGAAGAUCUGUUCUUCCACAUGUAGUUAAUUCUAAAUUAAUCAACUAUCGGAGAUGGGGGAGGGAUUGCUAUCCAUCAUCAUAAUACGUGUAGCUAAUCGAUAGGCUAAAGUGUAGGUUAAAUCGAUUAGUCACAUAAUAUAAAGCAAUACACCAGUAAAUCCUGACAUUGAGCGAAAUACUCUAGUCAGCCGGUUCUUGUAGGAGUGUGGGGCUUAUGUGCAAUGCGUUAAUCGCGGAGUCAGGGCAAUGAAGCGAUAGACUGUUAUUCUAUAAUUACGUUAUGUAUAAAAAAGGAUAUAUAUAUAUAUAAAUAUAUUAAAAUCAUAUAUUCUUAAUGUGUAGCGCCGAUCCAAUGCAUGCGAUGGUGCUAUGUAUAAAAACAAUUAUCUGUUUCGAGUUACCAUUUUAAUGCGGAGCUUAAUAUUAUUACAACCGGCUGACAAGCAAAGUCAUACGACGGACACCAAAAA
Molecule: messenger RNA, 5226 nt
Organism: Ooceraea biroi (clonal raider ant)
Lineage: Eukaryota; Metazoa; Arthropoda; Insecta; Hymenoptera; Formicidae
Product: forkhead box protein N3
Biological process (GO): regulation of DNA-templated transcription
Cellular component (GO): nucleus
Molecular function (GO): DNA-binding transcription factor activity; cis-regulatory region sequence-specific DNA binding
Source: RefSeq, a predicted model, not a curated record